This is a messenger RNA of Musa acuminata subsp. malaccensis (wild Malaysian banana), 3099 nucleotides long. RefSeq lists its product as uncharacterized. Gene Ontology annotation, molecular function: protein binding. The record is from RefSeq and is a predicted model, not a curated record. Lineage: Eukaryota; Viridiplantae; Streptophyta; Magnoliopsida; Zingiberales; Musaceae.
AAGGGGAUGACUUUGGGAAGGGGUGGAUGUACUUCGUGAGAGAGAACUGUUCCUAACGCCAGCCACUGCUUUUUUAUCUACGGAGUGGGGCGGGGCGGUGACGACAUCGCAUAGGACUUCGAUCCCCUCUGUGUUGGUUCCCCGUCCCCCUCACUAUUUCUCGCCACGUCCGAUUGGAGCCCCGAAUCGGGUCGCCGUGUCGGUCGGCAGCCUCGGGAACGGAAUGCGGACGCGGAUAUGAGGAGCUCGGCGACGGCGGUGGAGUGGGAGGCGGUGGCGCAGCCGCCGCAGCAGCAGGAGGGCGACGAGGAGGAGUUCUACGAGUCGUUGGAUCGGAUCCUGUCGUCGUCGUGCUCUUCGACCUCCGCCUCUGACGACGACGCCGACCAUCGCCACCGCCACCACCAGCGCCGCGCCGCCCACUUCCCGCCGCCGGUGGCCAGCUCCUACGACGUAUGGAUCUCCGAGCCGUCUUCCGUCGAGGAGCGCCGCCGCCGCCUCCUCCAGCAGAUGGGCCUUAUCGGGGACCCCGCUCUCGCCCGGGCUAAAUCCACUGCCCCUUCCCCCGACGUCGACCCCGGCUCCGGUGGGCCUAGGGCUUGGGAGGCAGAGGCUGGGUCAUCCGUUCCGUCCCUCGAUUCCUCGCCGCCUGCCGUGUCUGUAAUCGUCAGAUCCAGAUCAGAUGGCUCCGUCGAUCCCAAUCGUGUGAUUGCGGAACGGCCGCAGCGGCGUGCUAUUUCGUUUGGAUCUGCCACGGCGACCAACAAGCCGCCCCUAGUCGGGCGAUCUUGGGCGCUGGCUGGGGGAAAGUACAAAGAGACCGACGGCAGCUGCGGCGGAGACGGUGGCGGCGGUUACCAGCAAUGUACGAUCAGGAAUUUGGACGACGGGAGCGAGUUCGUGGUGAAGGAGGUACGGGAGGACGGGAUGUGGAACAAGCUGAAGGAGGUCGGGACCGGGCGGCAGCUCACGAUGGAGGAGUUCGAGAUUUGCGUCGGCCGGUCCCCAAUCGUACAGGAGCUCAUGAGGCGGCAAAGCGUCGAAGAGUCUGGGAGCGGCGGCACUAAGAGAAACGGCUACGCCUUCGAGGGCCCUGGUGGCGGGUUGAGGGCCAACUCAGGGAAUCCUGCGGGCGCGAGGUUCAAGAAGAAAGGUAGCUGGUUCAAGAGCAUCAAGAACAUGGCGGGCACGGUGGUCUCUGGUGGGCACCAUCACCGGGAAAGGCGGAGCAGUGAUGAGAAAGACACAUCGUCUGAGAAGGGAGGGAGGAGGUCGAGCUCAGCCACGGAUGAUAGCCUGGAUGGGUCGCACUCCCUCCACCACGGCCCUGAAAAGAUCAGAGUCCGGCAGUAUGGUAAAUCAUAUAAGGAGCUCACUGGUCUUUACAUCACUCAGGAGAUUCAGGCCCACAAUGGGGCAAUCUGGAGCAUCAAAUUUAGCUCGGAUGGGCGAUAUCUGGCAAGUGGAGGCGAGGACUGUGUUAUCCAUGUAUGGGAGGUUGUUGAGUCGGAGAGGAAGGGGGAGUUGUCAGAUGGAGCCAUAGGGGAGAAUGGGAAUUGUAAUCCUUUUCUGGCUGCAAUUGGUAACAGCUCACCGGAACCUGCAGUGGCAAUGAGUUGUGUAGAGGGGAGCCACUGGGAGAAGAAGAGAAAGGCAAAAGUCCCUAACAGCAGAAGGUCUGUGAGUUCUGACCACUUAAUGAUGCCAGACCAUUUUUUCGCUUUAUCGGAGAAGCCCAUCUGCUCUUUCAGAGGCCAUACAGAAGAUGUUCUUGAUCUAUCAUGGUCCAAAUCGCAGUAUCUGCUAUCAUCUUCAAUGGACAAAACAGUCAGACUGUGGCACAUGUCUAGCAGUUCUUGUUUGAAAACAUUUUCCCACAGUGACUAUGUGACCUGCAUCCAAUUCAAUCCUGUAGAUGACAAAUACUUCAUCAGUGGAUCCCUAGAUGAGAAAGUCCGCAUAUGGAGUAUUCCAGAUCGACAAAUUGUUGAUUGGAAUGAUCUUCAUGAAAUGGUUACUGCUGCCUGCUUUACCCCUAAUGGACAGGCUGCUCUAGUGGGUACGCACAAGGGCAGUUGCCACCUGUUCGACACAUCUGAUAAUAAGCUACACAUCAAGAACCAGGUUUACUUACAAACGAAGAAAAAGAAGUCCAGCCACAAGAAAAUUACUGGCUUUCAGUUUGUUCCAGGAAGUUCCUCUGAAGUUCUUAUCACAUCAGCAGACUCAAGAAUUCGUGUUGUCAAUGGCAUUGAACUAGUUCACAAAUUUAAAGGCUUUCGCAACACAAGCAGCCAAAUCUCAGCCUCCUUGGCCCCAAAUGGGAAAUAUGUGAUCUGUGCUAGCGAGGAUUCCCAUGUUUAUAUGUGGAGAUAUGAUGCUGAUUCUCAACCAAGUAGGACUAAGGGUGUCAUCAACUCCACUCAAUCUUAUGAGCACUUCCACUGCCAGGAUGUGACGGUGGCGGUUGCAUGGCCAAGCACCACUGCUUCAGGGUUGGUUGUGGGCCAUAGCAACAGACAGAAUGGUCUUGACCUAGCAUCCAAGUGUGAAUUGGAGGUGCAUGCUCAGAGCAACGGGCAUGAGAGUUCAUCGUCGCCUAUCUACUCCGAAAGCCCUCUUCACAGUCGCAUCUUUUCGAACGCCAACUACUCCACCGAUCUGGAUUCUGUGGCUUGGCCUGAAGAGAAGCCGCAACGGAACAAUCUUAGCCCUCAAACCAGCGGUGAGCUUUACAGAGGGGCUCUGCAGGUGCAAAGCAGGUCAGCAUGGGGAAUGGUAAUCGUCACUGCUGGACGAGGAGGUGCAAUAAGAAUAUAUCAAAAUUUCGGCUUCCCAUUUCGGGUAUGAAAGCAUGCAUUGCGCCGAAAGUUGAUGGUGCGUGAAGUGCGAGUUGCAUGUUACUCCCAAAGUGCAGUUGUUCUGUGUAUAGAUAGGGUAUAUGGUGUGAAUUCUAUCUUCCACAGCUUGGUUCAUAAGCUUUCUUUCAUCUGUUUCACCUGAAAAGUUUCUGGGAGAUGGAUCUAAGCCAAAAAACCACACAUCUGCAGAUUGAUAUGUAUGUAAUACUAAACAUUUCAGGUGUUCCCAUAUUGUUUC